UUGUUUUUAACACAAUUCGGGUCGCAGUUGAGGAGUAGAGGCUCCUUACGUAAGGAAAACUGGUAAAUAUCGAGUGUGGAUUACAAAAUAGUAAAUGCUGCAGAGAAGAUAACAGUGUUGAUAUUGAAAAUGCGGCAAGUCUGGGGACGCUCAGUAUGGCAACUGCGUUCGAAUUGUGCGACUUCGAACCUGCUCGUCGUGUUGUGUUUAUUCGCGAUAUUUUCAGCUGUUUCGGGCCAAGAUUCAUGUAGUGUUGGACCAUGUUAUCCUUCUCCUUCGGACAUUUCAAAGUAUUUUAAUGUUACGGCGAACUCAACUUGCGGUAACCCGUCAGAACUAUACUGCGUUAACUUGGAUUGCACUAACGUUUGCAACGCAUUCGACGAUAAUCUUGCACAUAGUGCCAGUCUUGUGAAGGACGAUUUUAGCAAAAACACUUUCUGGAAGUCAGAAAAUUACGAGUUUCCUGUGGUUCUACAGCUAGAGGUUCGAAGAACUUUCAUGCUGUAUCAGUCUGUGGUUACUUUUUAUCACGAGUUACCGGCUGCAAUGUACCUUUUGAAGUCAAAUGACUCUGGAAGAACAUGGAAUCCCCUAACCUACUUUGCAACGAACUGUACAAAAUAUUUUAAUCUACCAGAAACGCCAGAGAACGAAAGAGAGGGUUUGAAAAUUCAGUGUUUCAAAAUAGACACCGCUACAAAUCUCAACAAGCAGCUCUUUUAUACACCAAUGCAAGAUCCAGCAGCAGCACUAAACCUUCUCACUGAUACAGAGAAACAGGCCUUCUUUCUUAUGACUGAUAUAAAAAUGGUUCUGGUCAAGUUUAUAAUUCCUGGUGGGGUUGAAACAUUAACAGAUAGUCUCAAGAGAAGCUUCUUCUUCACUGUGUCAGAUUGGGAUGUGUUAGCAUCUUGCUUCUGCAAUGGCCAGGCAUCAAAGUGUGAUCCAGAUGACUUCUCCAAGUGCAUAUGUGAAAGGAAUACUGAUGGUCCAAACUGUGAAAAGUGUUUACCACUCUACAAUAACAAACCUUACCAGAUACGAGAAGCAUGUGAAGCAUGUGAAUGCAAUAGUCAUGCUGACAGCUGCUCCUACAAUGAAACAAAAGGAUAUGGAGUUUGUAAUGAUUGUAAGCACAACACAACAGGGGAUAUGUGUCAACUUUGUAAGGAGACCUUUUACAGAAACUCAGCUGUAUCACAGAAUACCACCAAUACUUGUCUGGCCUGUGCAUGUCAUGUUCCUGGUGUAAACACUUCAGCUGACAGCUCACGGUGUGAUAGUGUUACUGGUCAGUGUGCAUGUAAGAGUCGAGUGAUGGGAAGGGCCUGUGAUAUGUGUCGCGGUACUUACUGGAAACUAACUGCAGACAACGAGGCAGGCUGUGAAGAAUGCCACUGCAAUUUAACUGGAACAGUCAACAGUUCCAAUGUGUGUGACAAGAUAACUGGUCAGUGCCCCUGUAAGCAGCUACUCACAGGAAGGACAUGUAACCAGUGCCAAGAUGGUUACUUUGGAUUGACAUCUGAAAACCCUGGCUGUACUGCAUGUAACUGUGACCUGGCUGGCUCAGUAAAUACCUCAUGUUCUUCAUCUGGGAAAUGUUACUGCCGUCCCAAGUUCUCUGGGGAUAAAUGUGACAAGAUUGAUGAAGGCUUCUUUGUCCCAAGUGUAGAUUUUAUGACGUUUCAGGCUGAGGAUGCUACACCCAUAACUCCACAAACAAAAACAAUCAGUCAUCAAGAAAUUGUUAAUGCAGCUGGAAACAUUGUUCUUAUGGUUGGUGUGGUAUUGAAUGAGGGAGUGAAUAAUGCUGCACCAACUGAGCUGGAGUUCACUGUCAACAUUCCCAAAACAGGAUUCUUUAAUUUUGUCCUGCGUUACAUGACUGGUUAUAACUGGAAUUUGGUUAAGAUAACUGCUUUGCUGCGGACAGCCUUUGUGCCCUUCACGUGCAACAACAUCAAUCAAAUCACUAAGAAUGAGCCUCUUAUCCUGACUGGGACAGUGUUGUCUGAAAGUGAAGCGCAUGAUUAUGGAAGUCACUGUUUAUUAGCGGGUCAGUACAGUGUAAAACUUCAAAUACCUGCUGGAAGUGCUCAACAAGGUGUUCUGGUCACUCGAAGGAAAAGAAGGGCAUUGCCUGAUGCAGACAUCACUGUUGAUUCUCUUUUAGCCAUGCCGACUGUGUCUGAGUAUGAUGUAUUCAAGGAAGCAUCUGCUGAAGUUCAAGAAAACAUGACAUUUUACUACAAUGCAUCAUCAUCCCUGAAAACCUGGUCAGCAAACUCUGAGGCAGGAAGUCGUGCACUUGCACCAGUGUUUGGAAGCACUUUUGGAGAGGGACAAGCAUGUAACUGUAGCUCUGUGGGGUCAAACGACCCUGAUGAAUGUGACAGAUAUAGUGGACAAUGUUCCUGCAAGCCUAAUGUGAUUGGUCGCACUUGUGAUCAGUGUAGGCCAGACUAUUUUAACUUCACCUCUGGUCAAGGUUGUCAAGAUUGCAACUGUAGCAUGACUGGUGCAAAUGAAACAUCUUGCCAUCCUGAAACAGGGCAAUGUUCCUGCAGGGAGAAUGUAAUAGGCCAACAUUGUGAGCAAUGUGAAAUAAACUAUUAUAACUUUAAUAGUGGGGCAGGCUGCUCUUCCUGUGACUGCAAUCCUACUUACUCCACCAGCCUGCAGUGUGAUGGGAACACUGGUGUGUGCAGCUGUAAGCCUGGUAUUAAUGGAGCAAAAUGUACAGGAUGUGCUGAUCAGUUUUACAAUCUUACAGACCAAGGUUGUAUGUCCUGUGACUGUAACCUUGCGGGAAGUGCCAGCCCUGUCUGUAACAAGACUACAGGCCAGUGCCCUUGUAAGGCUCAAUCUCUAGGCCGUCAGUGUGACAUGUGCCCAGCUGGUUAUUAUGGCUUAAGUGUCCAGAAUCCUCAAGGUUGUUUGAAGUGUCAGUGUUCAAAUAAAUCAUCAGAAUGUGUUACUGACCCAGGAUGGUUUGUUUCAACUCUGAACACCACUCUGUCAGUGUUUAGUGACAAUGUUGAUCUGGAUGGUUGGAGUACUAUAGACAGUGCAGGAAAACAAGUCAAUCCAGUUUUGGACUGGGAUGUUACUGUAAACAUUGAGAAGGGAUCUAUGAAAGUUGACACUCAAGGCUCAGAUGAUAUCUACUUUGUUGCUCCUGACAAGUACCUUGGGGACAAGAGAUCUGCUUAUACAUAUGCGUUGUCAUUCCAUUUACAACAGGACAAUGCAUCCAGCCCUGCAACAUCCUCUAAGGGUGAUGUUAUCCUUGAAGGCAAGUGGUUUGAUGAACCUCUUGUCUCAAGUCUUGAUGCUGCUCCACCAGGUGGAGAAAAUUUUAGGAAAUAUGAGGUAAAGCUUGUUGAAAGCAAUUGGAGAGUUGGAAACACCUCUGGGCGGCAACCUUCAAGUUAUGAAAUGAUUGUUGUAUUAAGUCAUUUGACUUCGCUGCGUAUCAGGGCCAAGUGGACAACUCUCACAACGAAACUGUUCACCCGAUUGGCUGAUAUUGAACUGACUCUUAGUAGCAGGAGCAAUAUAAUUCCUGGGGCGGAAAGUGCUUUGAACAUCGAGAAUUGUUCAUGCCCCGUGGAGUACAAAGGACAGUUUUGUGAACAGUGCGCGAGUGGCUACACACGUGUCACGCCAAAUGGAGGCCCUUACGUGACAUGUGUACCGUGCGAGUGUAACGGACACUCAGACAUGUGCGACCCUGAGACUGGAGUGUGUCUGGACUGUCAACACAACACCACAGGCGAUCAUUGUGAAAAAUGUCUAGAUGGUUGGUAUGGCAACGCCACUAAUGCCACGCCCAACGACUGCAGCCCGUGCCCAUGCCCCAGCGGACCAUUUGCCGUCAAUCAGUUCGCUAAGACCUGCGUGCUUUCAAGUGACGGUCUACCAACCUGUGUGAACUGCACCGUGGGUCACGAGGGACGGUAUUGUGAACGAUGCAUGGACGGUUACUUUGGACGGCCAAAGGAACAGGAUGGGCAAUGUCGCAAGUGUAACUGUAACAACAACACAGAUCCUGCAGCCACCGGUAACUGUAACACCACAACAGGCGAAUGCCUCAAGUGUCUUUACAAUACCACUGGGUCCAACUGUCAGUGGUGUGCACCAGAAUACCAUGGAAAUGCAUUGAACAAAAACUGUACACCCUGCAAUUGUUCGAAUGUUGGUGCAGUGGAUAACAAAUGUAACAAUAUGACUGGUUCGUGUUACUGUCAUCCUUAUGUGACCGGCAAGUUGUGUGACAGAUGUGAACAAAACGCUUUUAAUUAUACCUCGUCUGGCUGUUCGCCUUGUAACUGUGACAUUGAUGGCUCAAAUGAAACUCAGUGUGACUUGACGUACGGAAACUGCACCUGUAAACCAAACGUGAUUGGUAAAAAGUGUGACAUGUGCGAUGCAAGCUUCUUUGAUGUAAAGCAGAGUUGUCUAGCGUGUAACUGUACAGCAAACCAAACUCUUGCCAAUACUACUUGUGAUCCGGUCAGCGGUCAGUGUAAGUGUGAUGUUAGUGAAGCAGGAGGUCGUUAUGGGGGCAGACAGUGCGAUACAUGCGCGAGGAGAACUGUGGGGAGCCCUCCCAAGUGUUAUCCGUGCACCGAAGACUGCUACUUGAACUGGGAAAACACUAUAUCCAGAGAAACUGACAGAGUCAACGAGCUUUACAGUAACGUUACUGAACUGCUUGAGUCGUUUGGGAGCAUGUCGGUGGAUAGCAUCAACAGCACACUUCAGAAGUUGAAAAAGAACGUGACCUAUGCGGAAGAGAUAUUCAGCAGCGGUGGAAAAGAGGAUCUGCAAAAGAAGCAGCAGCAAAUUAACAGGAUUCAAAACUCUAUAAGCUCUCUCCAGCGUCAGCUGAACGAAUCUAAGAGUUUGAUUGAAGACGCUCAGACCUACAUCUCAAAGGUGAUUAACUUUAACGGAAGUGUCCCAAUAAUUCCCGCCGAUCCAAUGAUGUACUCCUCAUCCCCUGAAGUCUGCCUCAGUGGGGGAGGUGCGAUUGUGAUCGUGGACUGGAAGUGUAUUGAAGCCAUGGCAACGAUCUACCGCGUGCGUGCGAUGGAAGCUAAUGAAUCAGGACAUGCAAACUACUCGAGUAUUCAAAGCAGUUACAGUAUGAUUCAGCAGGCGAACUCUACAGCUUACCAUGCAGCUAUGCAGAUCAAUGAUUCUCUAGAAAAACUAAAGCUCGUUACAUUUGUCAGAGAAAAAGUAGAAUCGGACCUUGGUGAUACCUUUCAGACCUUAUACCGUAAUAACUCCAUGCGACUUGAAGAAAUCAGCAAAAUCAACGAGAUUUUGCAGGCACUGGUGAAAGAAGCGGAAAUUAUUGGAGAACAAGCAAACGGCAAUUUGACCAUGGCUGUGGAAAACGCAAAUCGAUCAAAGGAUCUAGCCGGUCAGCGGAAGCGAGAAGCUCAGAGCGCGCUGGACAAUGCCACCAAUGCACACUCAGAUACUUUGCAGGCCAGUGGUGAUGCAAACAACGCGUUAAAGACAGCCAUGGGGUUUAAAGAAAACGCUACAAUGGUACUCCAACAAACACAAGAUGCCAUCAAUAACGUAUCUGCAGGAAUCAACACCAUAGCCAGGGUUAAUAACAUGACAAAGGAAGCGACGAACAUUGCAAAUGAAGUCCGUGCCAUGAACAUGCCUGUGAGUCUGCAACAGAUCCAAAACCUUACUGAUGAGAUUCUGAACACAAAUGUUAGCCAAGCAAUGGUGAACCAGACUCUAAAAGCUGCACAAAAUGGCCUGGAACAGGCACGAGAAGUGGAAGCCCUCUCGCAGAGAGCCAUUAAUGUUGCACAGGAGACUCUAAAUCAAGUGCAAGGGAUUGAAACAGCUAUGAACUCAUCAGAGCACAUUCGACAGCAGGUCAUGUCUCUGCAGCAAGAAACUGAUGGAAUGGUUGCUGACAUCAAUAAUAUCACACAAACGGUUGAACAUCGUUUCUCGGCGUCGUACUCCUCAGGAAAGAGUUUACUGACGAAGAUAAACAAAACCCUGGACGAUAUAGAAGAAGGAUUGAACUGCUUUGAUACUGCGAAGACCGACGCACAGAAUGCGUCGCAUACAGCUGAAAUGGCCUUUAAUAUCUCUAAGCAAGCGAAAGAGACCUUCGACAACAGCACGGCAUCUUUGCCACCUGUCGCGUCCUUGGUGAACUCAUCCUAUGAAGCGGCAAGCGGUAACCUCUCAGAAGUACAACAAGCUCAUCAGGAUUCGGAACAACUACUUACGGACGUGACAGAGGCUGAAGAAUUGCUGACCCAGUACAUCGCACAGAGAGACGAACUCGAAAGACUGGGUCGAGAACUCCAAGAACUUGAUAGAGAGGCAGAUGAAUUACUAGGACAGUUUAGUGUGGCUGCUGAGCAGUAUUCACAGUGUGCGGGCGCAUAACGAACUCUAGUCUGGACAACAGACGUCAGUCUUAAUUUUCGUUUAUAUUUGUAUAACGAUAUUACUUACAAAGACAGUCAACAGGUUUUUCUAAGAGCAAGUAUAGUGUUUCUUUCUUGCUGUACGGUUAGGUCGUGCCAUUUUCAGCGGUUUUACUGCAUUGUAAAUGAUAUUUAGUGUAAGUAAAAUCCGGCGGCGAAAUUGAGAGCCACUUGAAAAUCUGUCGUGGCUGGCAGAUUCUGAUAUUUUAAAGGAGUUACGCCACGAAAUUUUUUAGACACUUUUUAUGGGAGGAGAGGGAUCGUCAUAAAUGUUUGUCAAGGAAAAGAAACCAGUAGAUUAUGGUUCGAGGAAGCUUAACACCAACCAGAUAAAUUGAAACCAAAAAUACGAAAAGAGGAUGAUUAUGGAUGCAGACGAUUUUAUGUAAAUGGAUGGAUAACAGCCCUGAUAAAAUUGUUUUGAAUUUUAUCGCACGAUAAGUCAACUGAAGGCAUUACGGUAAUUGAUACAAGUUUUGAGCUCAACAAAUGCUUGAAACAUGGAUAUUUGGACAUAGACAUUUAAACUUUUAAUUUGCAUGUUAACAAGUCUUCUAGGACUCCAGCAAAUGUUAGCUUAUGAUUAGUAAUGAUUUAAACUCUAAGUAUUGCUAAAUUGAUAUUUUUAAUGGUUAAGAGUGUAUAGAAGAAGUUGGAAAUACUCUGGGAUUUAAAAUGAUUAUCUACUCGUAAUUUUGCUGAUCGGCCAGAAGCAAACUUCUUUUAAAGCUGUUUUAUGGUAGGAACAACGACAUGCGUGGGCUUCUUGUUAUUCAAGACCUUAAAACUCCAUUAAAGCAAAAAUUACUCGUAUGGAAAUGCUUGAAGAGUGCCUCUUUAGGAUGCCGAGUCUAUGAAGAGUUUAACGUUGCAAUUCUUUUCUCUAUUUUUACUUGAGACAAACUUGCGCGUUUUUAGGUGCUCUUCUACGCGUGAUCCAAAGAGGAAAAGUGUACUAUUCACCGGAAUUCACUCAGCAGCUCAAAUGGAGAGAUUUUGUUGUUGCCAUAAGCUAGCAUUAUGUUGACGCCUUUUGUUUUUCCAUGGACCAUAAUUAAAGAUAUACGUGUCUUUCAGAAAAACUUUAAAGCAACAGUUGCCUCAAACUAUGAGCAACAGUCUCACUUAGAGCGCUGUAGCUAAAAGUGCAAAGAUGUUUCGACCAGAAAAAGUGAACAGAAAUUCUGUGUAACCCACGCAAAGUCGUUCCUAUCGCUUUCCCAAACACUAACAACGACUCGUGAAGAGAGAGAAGUAUCGAGCGUUUCAUUUUUGAUUUUGUAAUUGAUUAAUUUUCAAAGGAAUAAGUCUUUCCUUUAAAUAAAUGUCAUUGGAACGUUUUCGGUCUAAUCAUUAGAGCUAGUUAGGUAGUAUAUGUAUAUCGGAUAAGAGUGUGUUGUACAGUAUUUAUUUAUAAGAUGAAUGAUGGCAUUUUUACAUUCAAUUGAAGUGAAAAUAAAAGUUUUUUAUUGAUA
This is a messenger RNA of Pocillopora verrucosa, 7963 nucleotides long. NCBI's taxonomy places the organism in Eukaryota, Metazoa, Cnidaria, Anthozoa, Scleractinia, Pocilloporidae. The record is from RefSeq and is a predicted model, not a curated record.